AAAAGAAAAAAAGCCGGGAUAGGGAUUUGGUUUAGGGCAGUUUUGGAAGACAGUAUAUAAAGAGCGAAUGUCUCAGGGUGCAAAUUAGGGCGUAAAAGAAGAAACGAAGCCGUAGAAGAGGGCUCUUUCUCUGUGGAGCAAACUUAUCCGUACGAACCACGAUGGAUCGGUACCAGAGAGUGGAGAAGCCGAGAGCGGACACGCCGAUUGAUGCGAAUGAGAUUCGGAUUACGAGCCAGGGAAGGAUGCGCAACUAUAUCACCUAUGCCAUGAGCCUGCUUCAAGAGGAAAAAGGUUCAAAUGAAAUUGUAUUUAAGGCGAUGGGAAGAGCUAUCAACAAGACUGUGACGAUCGUGGAGUUAAUCAAGAGAAGAAUUGUUGGUCUUCAUCAGAAUACUUCAAUUGGAUCCACAGACAUUACUGACACAUGGGAGCCCCUGGAGGAAGGCCUCCUUCCAUUGGAAACCACAAGGCAUGUGUCAAUGAUAACAAUAACCCUCUCAAAGAAGGAAUUGAAUACAUCCUCUGUUGGGUACCAGCCUCCAAUACCUGCAGAGCAGGUGAAGGCGUCCACAGAAUUUGAUUAUGAAGGAGAGGGUUCACCUAGAGGUCGAGGCUGGGGCCGCGGUGGCAGAGGAAGAGGAAGGGCUAGAGGUAAUGGUUUCAUGGGGCCUGAUUAUGAGGAUGGAGGUUGGGACCGCAGUCGGGGCAAUGCUAGGGGUAGGGGUCGUGGGAGAGGACGUAGUUUCCGUGGCCGUGGAAGAGGAUGGUACAAUGGACCUCAAGGUGAUACACAACAAGAUGGAGGCCGUGGAAGAGGAUGGUACAAUGGACCUCAAGGUGAUACACAACAAGAUGGAGGAGGCCGUGGAAGAGGAUGGUACAAUGGACCUCAAGGUGAUACACAACAAGAUGGAGGAGGCCGUGGAAGAGGAUGGUACAAUGGACCUCAAGUUGAUACACAACAAGAUGGGGGCCGUGGAAGGGGAUGGUACAAUGGACCUCAGGUUGAUACACAACAAGAUGGAGGAUACAAUCGUGAACCACCUGUUCAAGGCCGCGGUCGUGGCCGUGGGAGGGGAAAUCGUGGAAGGGGCCGUGGCUUUAGAUCUAAUGGGCCGAUCCAGGCAGCAGCAUAAGGCAUUGAGUGGGCUUCCAUGAGCACAAUGGAAAUGUUUCAAGUGAUGGAUGCCUUUUCCAAUGUGUGUUUAAUUAUCCUUUGUUAGUUCCUUUUUUUGGGUCUCGGACUAGUAUUAAUUGUAGGACAUAUUUAUAUGUUAGUGCUGUAGACUGAUAGUUUGGGCUUGCUGCCAUAUGAGGCAAACCCUUUUUAUUGUAGACUUAGGUGAGAUGCUUGAAAGGUUGUAAUUUUUCCAUUUUGACUGAGUAGUGCAUUCUUUUAUUUUUGUUUGGAGAGUUUUUGGUAUCAAAUCCAUGUCGUCUCUUUGAUAGUA
Molecule: messenger RNA, 1454 nt
Organism: Alnus glutinosa
Lineage: Eukaryota; Viridiplantae; Streptophyta; Magnoliopsida; Fagales; Betulaceae
Product: glycine-rich cell wall structural protein 2
Exons: 9
Coding region: 162-1139 (325 amino acids)
Molecular function (GO): RNA binding
Source: RefSeq, a predicted model, not a curated record